GGAGCCGGGGAACCAGCCUGCAGCAGCCGCGGAGGGAGCAGCAGCAGCUGGAUGCAGCCCAGAGGAUUGUGCCCGUAGCGCCCAGCGGGAUUUAGCCAGGGAAGAGCCACCGCCCCCUUCCCCGCUCUGCCCCCAGCCCGGCUGGGCUCCUGCGCGGGGCAUGAACGGCUACGGCUCCCCGUACCUGUACAUGGGCGGCCCGGUGUCCCAGCCGCCCCGGGCCCCCCUGCAGCGCACCCCGAAGUGCGCCCGCUGCCGCAACCACGGCGUGCUGUCCUGGCUGAAGGGCCACAAGCGCUACUGCCGCUUCAAGGACUGCACCUGCGAGAAGUGCAUCCUGAUCAUCGAGCGCCAGCGGGUCAUGGCCGCGCAGGUGGCGCUGCGCCGGCAGCAGGCCAACGAGAGCCUGGAGAGCCUCCUCCCGGACUCCCUGCGCGCCCUGCCCGGGCCCCCGCCGCCCGCCGCCGGCGGGGACUGCGCCCCGCAGAGACCCUCCGCCGCCGCCCUGCGCUGGGCCUCCGAGCAGCCCGCAGCCCUGCAGCCGCAGCUCCCCAAAGCAGACAUGACUGAGGAACGGUUGGGUGACGCAAGUGGAACAGAUAAUGCUGAGACCUACAGUGACAAAGACACAGACCAAAGGAGUUCCCCUGAUGUGACAAAAGCCAAAAGCUGCUUCACUCCCGAGAGCCCUGAAAUAGUGUCAGUGGAUGAAGGUGGUUAUGCAGCCCAGAAACAUGGUGGCAGCACAGAGAGCAGACCAGAUAGUCCCAAGUACCAUGCAGAACAGAAUCAUCUCCUGAUAGAAGGUCCAUCGGGGACAGUUUCUCUGCCUUUCAGUUUGAAGGCCAACAGGCCUCCUCUUGAAGUGUUAAAAAAAAUCUUCCCCAACCAAAAGCCAACUGUGCUUGAAUUAAUCUUGAAAGGCUGUGGGGGUGAUCUGGUGAGUGCUGUUGAGGUCCUUUUGUCCAGCCGAUCUUCAGUAACUGGUGGGGACAGAACUUCUGCAGAAUCAGACAGUCUUGUUUUGCCUUCCAAUGGGCACAUUUUUGAACAUACACUGAGUUCAUAUCCCAUUUCCUCUUCUAAGUGGUCUGUAGGAUCAGCCUUUAGAGUUCCAGACACAUUGAGAUUCUCCACUGAUUCUAGUAGUGUUGUGCCAAAUCCUUUGGCUGUACCUUUACAGCACCCUUUCCCACAGCCACCACGAUACCCACUGAUGUUGAGGAACACUUUGGCGAGAAAUCAGUCCAGUCCUUUUCUACCUAAUGAUGUCACCUUAUGGAACACCAUGACACUGCAGCAGCAAUACCAGCUGAGGUCCCAGUAUGUCAGCCCAUUCUCUAGUAAUUCAACCAGUGUAUUCCGAAGUUCACCUGUCCUUCCUACUCGCUCAUCAGAAGAUCCCAGGAUCUCAAUCCCUGAUGAUGGAUGUCCAAUUGUGUCUAAACAACCUAUUUAUACAGAAGAUGACUAUGAUGAAAGAUCUGAUUCUUCAGACUCUAGAAUACUCAAUACAUCAUCUUAGAAUGACACUUUGACAUGCGAUAAGUAAGUGAUAUUUGCAAUUCAGCUGAACUACGGGGCAACAAGAGGAGGGACACAUUCUCUAUGAAACCCUUGCAAUUAUAUAAAAAAGUGACUUUGCUUGGUACUGUACAUUAGCAAUAAAGAUAUAACUUAUUAAAUUUCUUGCACUUCACUGGAAAAUGCCAAAUAGCUAUACUCUAUGGCUUUAGUGCUGAAUGUUUAUUACAAAGGAAGAUUCUAAUGCUAAGAAUAAUUAUGGGAAAGCUGGGACUGUGGAAGAUUUAUAAUAGAACCUAAAACUGAAGGUCUGCCUUGCCCCUUAACUCAGACAACCGGGAAUGUUAAAAUAGAAUACUUGAAUGCUGUUUUAUAAGAGAGGACUCCUCAGGACAUAAGAAAUCAAAAGAACGUAGUUCAAUUGCAAAUGGACUAAGCAGGGACCUUAUAUUCUUAUUCCAAUAAUCAUCCUUGCAUUUAACAAAAACAAAAACAACCCCCUGCCCCCAAAAACAAAUCAAAAUGACUUACUGCACACGAGACUAGAGUGAACUGCUUCUGUGCUGUUUAAGCUUGGACACUUUUUAGAGACAAAUAAUAUUAAGAGUUAUUCUUUUCACAUGGCUAGAUCGAAACAUGUGUAAUGUCAAUGUAAAACCAAUUACAGCUGUGAAUUGCAUGAAAUGUAUUGUGAAAUAAACACAGGAUUAAAAAUUGUCAGGUUAAUGUAGCAUGCUAAGGACUCUAGACAAAUAAACUAAGAAGAUGA
Malaclemys terrapin pileata is the source of this 2293-nucleotide messenger RNA. RefSeq names its product doublesex and mab-3 related transcription factor 3 (gene DMRT3). Gene Ontology annotation, molecular function: protein binding; RNA polymerase II cis-regulatory region sequence-specific DNA binding; DNA-binding transcription factor activity, RNA polymerase II-specific. NCBI's taxonomy places the organism in Eukaryota, Metazoa, Chordata, Testudines, Emydidae. The record is from RefSeq and is a predicted model, not a curated record. Gene Ontology annotation, biological process: regulation of transcription by RNA polymerase II; male sex differentiation. Gene Ontology annotation, cellular component: nucleus. Bases 161 to 1525 code for a protein of 454 amino acids. The transcript is spliced from 2 exons.